Molecule: messenger RNA, 1633 nt
Organism: Notolabrus celidotus (New Zealand spotty)
Lineage: Eukaryota; Metazoa; Chordata; Actinopteri; Labriformes; Labridae
Product: zinc finger protein OZF-like
Biological process (GO): regulation of transcription by RNA polymerase II
Molecular function (GO): RNA polymerase II cis-regulatory region sequence-specific DNA binding; DNA-binding transcription factor activity
Source: RefSeq, a predicted model, not a curated record
CUAACUGGAGCGCGUGACUCUUUUUUUUCAAAUGGUGACUGGUUGGCGCGAUAAUUCUGUCGGAGUGUUUUUGUCUUCAUGGUAGAGUUUAAGGAAGUUUGAUAGAGAGCUAGCUGUGUUUGUGAGAGUUGAAAAUGUCUAAAGUCCACACACUGAGAGGUUUAGUGAAGCAGAGACUGACUGCGGCUGCUGAAGAGAUAUUUGAGCUGUUUGAAAGAACGAUAGCAGAGUACGAGGAGCAACUUAGUCGAUCAGCAGAGGAGAACCAGCGACAACAGAAACUACUGGACGCUGUUUACAACCCGGAAGUCCUCUUACACAGAGCAGUGUUUCCUGCAGAUGUCCAGCAUCUGUUGGAGAGUAAAGAAGAGCUUCCCUUUGAGCAGCAGGAGAGGAUCCCCAGUCCAGACCAGGAGGACCCACUAGAUCCACCACACAAUAAAGAGGAACAGGAGGAACUGUGGAGCAGUCAGGAGGGAGACCAGCUUCAAGGACUGGAGGAGGCUGAGACCACCAAGGUCACAUUGACUCGAGUCCUUUUGAAGAGUGAAGAUCAUGAUGGAGAGGAACCUCAGUCCUCACAGCUGUCUCAAGUACAAACUGAACAGAUGGAGACAGGAGCUGAUGGAGAGGACUGUGGAGGAACAGGCAGGAGCGGGGAUCCAGAUGAGGUCACAACAGAAGACUCUUCUGAAGCUGAGACUGAAGACAGUGUUGAUUGGGGAGAGACGACAGAACAUCAGUCAGGGUUAGACUCUGUGAAGCAGAGAAAUAAAGAAAGACCAGAGCGAGAGAAACCACACAGCUGCUCUGAGUGUGGGAAAACAUAUAAGAAGAAAGGACUGCUAGCUGAUCACAUGAGGACUCACACAGGAGAGAAACCCUUCUGCUGCUCUCAGUGUGGUAAAAAGUUCACUCAGAGGCCAUAUCUGAAGCGUCAUGAGAGGGUUCACACAGAAGAGAAACCCUACAGCUGCUCCGAGUGUGGGAAGACAUUUAUCAGGAAAUCGCAGCUUGUUGAACACAUGCACAUUCACCAGGGGAUUUAUCUCUUCAGCUGCUCCAAGUGUGCUCUAAGAUUCACUCACAAGGCAUAUCUGAGGCAGCACGAGAGAAUCCACACAGGAGAGAAACCAUUCGGCUGCUCCGAGUGGAGGGGAUUUCUCUACAAACAAGAUCUGGACAGACACGCAUCAAGUCAAGGCGAGAAACCCUUCAGCUGCUCAGAGUGUGGUAAAACAUUUCGCUACAGCAGGCUUCUGAGCAUCCACAUGCUUCUUCACAGGGAAGAGAAACCCUUCAGCUGUUCAGUGUGUAAGAAAAGAUAUAACUACCACAAAGGUCUGCGCAGACACAUGAAAGUUCACUCCGGAGAGAAACCGUCGAGCUUAUCUGAGUGUGGAUAAAGAUUUACUCUUCAAGGGAAUCUGAUCCUAUAUCACUCUUCUCUUUCAGACACAGAACAUGACCCAAGUACAGAGCCUCAAAGGUCGUUGGUAUUUGAGUCUCAAACACCUUGCCUAGUGAACAUUUUCUAUUUUCAAGGUUUUAUUUCAAGGUUUCAAACAUUCUGGCAGACAUCUCACGACCCCCCAUUUGUGUCUUGUGCCCCCCCCCCCCCCGGGGGGUCCCG